CCCGAGGAAUUCAUACAACCUAUUGCUUUGACCUAGAUCUGAGCAUGUCUUGAAUCAUCGUGCACAGGUCGUUACAGCUGUUAGUAUCUAGGUCGGUGUAUAUCCUUGAUGGUGUUGGUAACACUUCGACAUAAGGACCAUUUGUGGCGCAGCUGUGUGGUAUGGAAACCAGAAUACAACAGACACUAGUAUUUCGCACAUUGCUGAUAUACUGUCACCGUGAAAGGUGAAUUGUAAACUAGAAAACCACGAAAGACUUCGCUACGUGCGAACACUACAAGGCAUAUAACAAAGGAAAGUUGAUCUGGAAAGAGACAAGGCACAGUGUGACAAUACACAAGAUGUCUUCAUCGAAGGACAGUGGUCCACGAGAAAGUGGAACUAACAUCAGUUUGAACGUAGCUGGAGUACAAGGUGGUUCUGUUGGACAGUCUGCUGUCACUGGGUGCACAUUUGGACCUCACACUAUCGUAAAUGAAAUCGUGUGUAUAAGAACCCCCAGCAACGACAGGGAUAAAGAAUCACUUCAAGCCCGCACGUUAUAUGAAAUAACCAACAAAACACAUCAUUGCGUGAAGACGCGGUCUCUGACUAAAGUUCUCCGAAAAUGCCAAAGAAACCAGAAAUGUGUGACUAUUACUGGAGCCCCUGGUGAUGGUAAGACAACUUUGGCCUACAUGACACUGAGAGGACUUCAACACAAUUUUGACGUCUUUGCAAUAAAAUCUGUCAAGGAAUAUUACACCAUCACCUCUGUUAAAAGUCCCAAAGAUACCUACAUCAUGAUAAAUGAUGUUUUCGGGAUGUGUGUUUUUCAGAAGGACAGUUUUGAAAAAUGGAGACCUGUUUUGGAAGAUGUCAUGUUUGAUAAGUCACCAAAAAGGCACAAUCCAAACGUACGGCACAUCAGGCUUCUUCUUGUUAGCAGAUUCAAUGUACUUCAAGAAGGAAAAGAUUACUUGCAUAAAUUUGAGGCACGAGUGAUUGCUGAAGAGUGUCUUUUUGAUCUAAAUUCCACAAAGCACAAACUUUCCUUUGAUGAAAAGGUACAGAUCUUUGAUGUUUACAACACACAACAACUGAUUGAUGAGGAUACAAGGGACACAGUAUGUAAGUUAUCAUCCUUGCAUGGAUUUCCAAACUGCUGCUCAAUGUUUUUCAAUAUAAAUCAAAUGUCGUGCGACCCGACACAGUUUUUCAAACAUCCAAUUGGGGUCUUGAUGGGAACUACAAAAGAACUCAUUGCUGAAAACGAUUCAUAUAAGAAGUUAUUUAAGGAGAUCAUUCAAAUGGAUGGAGAGCUGGACCUUAGCACAAUUCGUCAAAGAAGGCCACUUUUGACAGAUGAAGAGAGGAAGGGGGCAAUGAAUAACCUGAAAGGAAGUUUCAUUGAAGAGCAAUAUGAGAGUGUUGUCUUUAAGCAUCCCUCGAUAUUUGAAACUGUUUCCUUGGCUAUAGGGACAAGGGAUCCCCUCUUUGUCAUAGAACGUUGUAGCAUGACAUUUUGGAUUCAUCAUGUGAGAUUAAAGCCUUCUUGUGCUAAACAUGUCGUCGAUACCAAGCAAUCCAUAGUACAGAUUGGAAGAGAAUACAUUAAAGACAUCACACAACGAGUUGCAAAGGAACUGAUGAGAGGAAACUUGAGGAAAACACUUAGGCAUGAUAUAUUCAAUGAUGCUGACUUUGUUAAAGGCAUUUUUCAGUUCAUAAAAGACCGUUACAACUGGGAAGAACUGUUAUUCUCCCACCAUGGAAAGAACCUGCCAUCACACCUUGAAGAGAAUCCUCCACCAACGUCUCUUCAAAAAGCACAUUUGGGCGGGGGCUCUGAAACACUGAUUGACAAAAGAUCCUUCUUGUUCCUCUGCACCAGUAGUACAUCCAAGCAUCUGCUGAGCCUCAUCCAUAAAGCAUUUCCUCUCCCCAAAUUUGCGGUUGAGAAUUUAUUAUUUGGGGCAUGCCAGAACAAUGCAACGAGUUGUGUUUCAUUCAUUUUUACUGCCUUUCCAAAUGUUAAUGUCAACAUUGUGGCUGCAGAAGGAGAUACACCUUUAAUUGUUUCCUCAGUUAAAGGAAACUUCAUCAUUUUGGAUCUCCUGAUGAAGCAUGGUGCAAAUCCUAAUGCUGCCAAUCGAUGGAAUUUGACACCUCUUCAUUAUCUUUGCGCAACAGGACAUUUGGAUGGCGUACAGAUGAUGAUCCCAAAGAUCCAGGACAUCAACAAAGCUGGUGGACAUCAUGAUAAUACAGCACUGCAUGAAGCAGCCAAGCAUCAGUCAGAUCGAAGUCAGGCCUGUGUACAGCUGCUUAUAGAAGGUAACGCUGAAAUUAACCUGAAAAAUAACAUUGGUGCCACGCCAAUGCAUGAAGCUGCUAAGGCAGGUAACAGUGAGACGGUAAAAUACCUUCUUGAAGCAGGGGCUUAUCCUCAUUCAGAAGACAACAAUAAGGCAAGCCCAUUGAUGAGCGCUUGUCACAGUGGAAGCUUUGAUAUAGUUGAAGUCCUCCUGAACAAAAAAGCAGACCUAAAUAAACAGGAUGUGCAUGGAUAUACCGCUCUCCACCUUGCCUCAAACUCUGGCUACAAGGAUAUUGUGCGCAUCCUGCUGCAAAGAGGUGCACAUAUGAAUAUCUUGAACAAAGGCAAGAAAACAGCAUUUCAUGUUGCUUGUGAAGAAGGAAACGAGGAGAUUGUUCAGAUCUUUAUAGAGUUUGAUGUCGACAUUCAUCACAGGAAUUAUAACACAUCACCUUUUCAUUUGGCUUGCUAUAAUGGCCAUGUCGAUGUUGUGCGCAUACUUAUUGAUGCAGGAGUGGACAUAGAAGAAACAGACAGGUACAAAACGCCUUUGGUCAUUGCUUGUGAAGCACGGCGGCUAAGCCUUCUUGAGUUCCUCAUGGACAGAAAUGCAAAUAUAAAGGUUUUAGAUACAGACCUAAACACCCUCCUUCAUAGGGUUGCAUGGCAUGUACAUGGUGGCCAUACAGAUGUCGCAGAAAUCCUUCUGAAUCACGAUAUGGAUGUCAAUGCAAGAAACCGUCAUGGCAGAACACCAUUGUAUCUUGCUUGUGAAAGCGGGCACGUUGGUUUAGCCAGAUUAUUUGUAUCAAGAAAAGCAACUCUACAAUGUGACAUCAGCAAUACGACUCCCUUGCAUGAAGCAUGUUAUCCUGUUCACACCCCAAUUGUUCCAGAGAGAAAACAAGAUAUUACCCUCAUCUUGAUUCAAACAGGGACCUGUGUAAAUACCCAAGACAAAUAUGGACAGACUCCUCUGCAUUAUGCCUGUAACAGUGGCUACCAUUUCGCAGAUAUACCAGAUUCACAAAAAUUCCUCAGGGUGCUUCACAAUGCUCAGCUGCAUAAGGUUAUGCAUCUUCUUCAACACGAUGCCAACAUAAACAUACAGGACAAUUCAGGACGCACUCCUCUCCAUAUAGCAUGCGAUCCACCAGAGCUUGCUUUCUUUUUGGGUGACCAUGCUGAGUACAAGGAACGAUAUUACACAUUGAGGGCAGAGCUCGUAAAUGCUCUGAUUAACAGUGGAGCCGAUGCAAACAUCUAUGAUACGAAAAACAUACCAGCACUUCAUGGUCAUUUUGAAAGACACCUUGGCGGUAUGUACACUCAUUCACACGCAAAUAAUGCAUAACCGUUAAUGUUCUGGCGUAUCUGGCGUCCUUGGUGUCCCUGAACAUUGGUAUUGAAGUCAAUACACAUUCCACACCUCACCUUUCAUAUUCAUUUUAACUUGAGUUUCUGUUCUGUGGAUUUGAACACUUAUGUUAAGAGUAACAGUACAACAAGCAACACAAUGUACCUCUGUAUAUUAUUUCAUCUUGUUCAAAACAUUUGUUUUCCAUGUCCUUCAAUUCUACUUGUCCAGUUUGUAACUUGUUGAAAAACCUGUAUGACAAACAACACUGAGGCGUUUGAAUUGAAACUGGAUAUCUGUUAUUCAAACCUGUGGUUCGGGGAGCUUGGGACAACUACGGAAAAAGACUAAGGAACUCUGCAUGUCUAAUUCGUAGUAUACUGUUCGCCUGUGCCACCUAGAACUGUAACUGAUAAUGUCAGGAUGUAUAUGUUGCCUACGGAGGACGUCAUUUGUAAUGUUUUUACGUGUUACCUUGAGUACCCAAGCUCUUAAAAUGUAAAUAUUAUUCGGUACCUGUUUAUAUCAUAUCACCUUACCGACUGACAGAUGGUGAAACCAGAGGAAGACCUUCACUAAACCGAACAAGUCCGAAAGAAAAGAUUUGAUGUUUCAACAGGAAUACAAUCAAUUUCGCUAAAAAUAUAACACCAAUAGAUCCCUCUUACAGACGGAUCCAAACAAUCGGUUAUACAUAUUUGGGUUGUCAGUCAAGACGAUGUCGUAAUGGCCAUUGUCGGUUUACCCACGAAUAUCUGCUUAAAACAGAUAAGGUAGAACCUCCCGUGUGUAUCCCUUGUGAUGGAAGGCUCGUCGUCAAGCAUAGUUGGCUUAACUGUAUGGGCUUUGCAAUUGCAAGUGACUGAGUGAGUGAGUGAGUGAAUACUUAACGUCAUCUUCAGUAUUUCAGCCAUAUCGUGACGAGAGCAACUUUGACGUUGAUAAGGAAUACGUGUAUACUAUAAAACCUGUCGUCAAAUACAGUAAAACAACUAGAGUAUCACAGCUAGAAUUAAAACUCGCAUGUAAAGUUAAAACUAAUAGCACUAUCUGGACAAUACACAAUAUGCAAAACAGGCUAUACAUCGCCAACAGCUGAAGGUAUAGUGUACGAGGGCUAUCAAAAUGUUUUGAGCCUAAAAUACUUCUGACAUGUGCAUGAUAGAAAUAACUCUAUGAUAUUGAAGAAUGAUUUAUAUCAUUCACAUAAACGUAAUGUUGACAUGCACAUGUCGCUUGUUUCCGGACACGUGACAUCUAAUCAUAUGUACCCCUAUUGGAACGGCAGAAAUGGAAAAGCUUGAGUACACAGCAGUCAUAAAAAGUUUGGUCCUCGAGGGCCACCCGGCGAAGCACACUGAACAGCGAUUGACAGCAGCCCGAGUACCCCAUUUUAAAAUGACAAUAAUACUACAAUUAAAAUGGUUGGUAGAUCAAAUGUUACUUUGAAAGUUUUGGGUCUUAGUACCCUCUCAGAAGGACGAUAAUUUUACAAUACUUUAAGCCCCUUUGAGGAAUCAUCCACCCACAAUCGUGGUUGCUAGUCUAAUCUAUCAAUUACAAAAUAACACAUGUCUAUUUACAAAACAAGUCAAUAAAAAUGUUCAUUCAUUUCGAUUUCUUUUAUAAACGCAAUAAUUAAACGAAAAUUGACUUUUUAAUAAGGCCCUUCAUGGAUAAAGCUUUGAGAUAUUGAUCCCUUGUGAUGGAAAAAUCAAUGCAGUCAAGUCGGACAUGCUCGGCCGUGAUUCUUUAUCACCAGGGAUACAAAAUGGAGGACCCUCAUCUUAUAAGCAAAUAUUCGUGUGUAUAUCUUGAAUGGCUAAUACGACAUCGUCGCAUAAUGACAAUCUAAGUAGGCAUAACCAAUAGUUGAUUUAAUUUCGUGUAGUUAAUUGAUACAUACCUGAGUGUCCCACUUCAUCUGCAUCAGAUCACGGAUGUACGAUCUAAUGAUAGCUUUGGAAUCAGAGUAUCGAAUGAGAAUUGGUGUCAGAGAUUUGUUGAGUACUGCCUUGGCAUAAAAAUCGGCCAUUGUGUUCCCAGAAAUUCAAACAUGGCUGGGUAACCAACAGAAGACGUAUUGUCGUAUUGGCCAGUAG
Messenger RNA from Haliotis rubra (blacklip abalone), 5758 nucleotides. RefSeq lists its product as uncharacterized. Gene Ontology annotation, molecular function: protein binding. NCBI's taxonomy places the organism in Eukaryota, Metazoa, Mollusca, Gastropoda, Lepetellida, Haliotidae. The record is from RefSeq and is a predicted model, not a curated record. The coding region runs from base 342 to 3653 and encodes 1103 amino acids. The transcript has 5 exons.